AAAACUUCUCAUCGUUUUCAUGCCAACCACACAGUCAAAAUCUGACGUUUGAGUUGUUUUUGGACUUGUUGGGCUCAUCAGACGAGACUAAAGAGCAGCGUGAUUUGCAAAAGAGGGCCCACAUCCACUCACACAAGCCUCUUUUGUUGAACCUUUGCUGCAGUAUGUCCAGCGGCAGACCAGUGCAGAUUGUCAAUGUGUGCAAGGAGGACCACUCCUUCAGUUUGGAUAUAGAAGCUUUGUCACAGGUUUUGUUGGCCCCUGAGAUCCGAGACAAACAUGUGGUGGUGGUGUCUGUGGCGGGAGCGUUCCGAAAGGGAAAAAGCUUCUUACUUGACUUCAUGCUUCGUUACAUGCACAGAAAGGGUGACAAAAACUGGCUGGGGAAAGAUGAUGAGCCUCUAACCGGAUUUUCAUGGAGGGGAGGCUCUGAACCAGAGACAACUGGCAUCCAGCUCUGGAGCGAGGUUUUUCUUGUCCAAAAAAAAGAUGGCACAGAGUUGGCAGUAGUGCUAAUGGACACUCAGGGUGCCUUUGAUGCUCAGUCUACUGUAAAGGACUGUGCCACCAUCUUUGCACUCAGCACUAUGACCAGCUCUGUACAGAUCUACAAUCUGUCACAAAACAUACAAGAGGAUGACCUACAACAGUUACAGCUUUUUACAGAGUAUGGUCGUCUUGCUAUGGAUGAGAUCUUUUUGAAGCCCUUUCAGUCUUUGAUGUUUCUGAUUAGGGAUUGGAGUUUUCCGUAUGAGUACACAUAUGGCUUUAAAGGAGGCAGUGACUUUCUGGAUAAAAGGUUACAGGUUAAAGAAACCCAACACGAAGAGCUUCAGUCUGUGAGAGAGCACAUAUACUCCUGCUUUACCAACAUCUCUUGCUUUCUGUUGCCUCAUCCUGGACUGAAAGUUGCCACACAUCCAUCAUUCCAAGGACAACUCAGUGAAGUGGCACCAGAGUUCCGAAAUCAGCUGAUGGAUCUUAUUCCUACUCUUCUUCACCCAGACAAUCUGGCUGAAAAGGAAAUAAAUGGGAAUAAAGUAACCUGCAUGGGUUUGGUUGAGUUUUUUAAGGCGUACAUCAAGAUUUACCAAGGAGAGGACUUGCCACAACCAAAAACUAUGCUGAUGGCUACUGCAGAAGCAAACAAUCUGGCAGCAGUUGCAGCAUCUAAAGAACUGUAUUACAAGAACAUGGAGAAGGUAUGUGGCGGUGACCUACCCUAUGUGUCUCCGGAUUCUCUGGAAGAGAAGCAUCACUUUUUUUUCAAAGAAGCACUACAUGCUUUCUCUUCAACCAAAAAGAUGGGUGGUCAAGAGUUUUGUGACCGUUACCAAGGCCAGCUGGAGAUGGAGCUAGAUGAAAUGUGGCAAUCAUACCAAAAGCACAAUGAGUCCAAAAAUCUGUUCAGUGCGUUCCGUACCCCUGCUGUGCUGUUUGUGUUGGUCUGCAUCCUCUACAUUCUGUCUGGUAUUUUCCUGUUCAUUGGGUUGGCCACCUUUGCCUUGAUUUGUGACUGCGCUCUUGGUGUGGUCAUGAUGGCCAUGCUGACGUGGGCCUUCAUCCGAUACUCGGGCCGCUACCGCCCUGUUGGAGGAGCCAUCGACCAAGCGGCUGGCAUUGUGCUGGAACAGACGACUGAGAUGUUGAACAAGUCAAGAGGAACAAGCAUCACGGAAAAGAGAAAAUCGAAUUAGAUUAUCGUAUCAUCUGUUUUACAAUCUCUUCAUUACAAACAGCACAUUAAGCCUGAAAAAGUUUAUAGAGCAUAGCACCAACUGGACCAAAACUUGUACACAGUUUAAAAGCAGCAUUCCAGUAUAAUGUCAUAAAUACAAUUCAUCUUAAUGCACAGACACAUGCUUAUGUUUAAAGGUAAGAUUAACAUAUAUAGUUCUGCCAGAUGUUCUUUGCAGCAUAAGAAAGGUUUCCAAGUGUUUUUCAGCUUUAGAACAUUCCAGUUUCCCUUUUUGUUGUAAAAGAUGUAACUUAUAGAAAGACAUUAUGCACUUUUACUCCAUUGAUGUGUAUUUCUUUUGUAUAUUGAGCGCUUUGAUUCAAAUUUGUGCUGUCUUUUUCCAUUUUAUUUUAAUGAGAACACUACAAUUACCAGAAGGCCUUUAAAACAGUAAUGUUUUUGCUGACCAAAGCUUAUGCAACUGCACUGUGAGGAAUAAGGCAUUUGUUUACUCAACAAUUUAUAAGUGAGAAGAUGUAUUUUUUACUGUAGUCUAGUAUUAAGUCUGAUUAGAAACAAGAUGUGUCCUGGAAUUCUAUGUGGUGCUUUUAAGAACUUUAUUACAUUUAUGUCCUGUUACAUAGAGCUUAGGCCUUUACAGAAAAUAAUUUUGAAUGAUCAUUCCCAUGCCUCUCAGUGCUUAAUAUCGCACUUUAUUACAAAUGUUUCCAGAUAUAAGGGCUCGUUGACAAUAAAA
This is a messenger RNA of Periophthalmus magnuspinnatus, 2435 nucleotides long. RefSeq names its product atlastin 3 (gene atl3). The record is from RefSeq and is a predicted model, not a curated record. Gene Ontology annotation, molecular function: GTPase activity; GTP binding. Lineage: Eukaryota; Metazoa; Chordata; Actinopteri; Gobiiformes; Gobiidae. Gene Ontology annotation, biological process: protein homooligomerization; endoplasmic reticulum organization.